CCCGGGCAGGUGCUGAGCGCGCAGGCAGUCAAGGCCGCGGCUGGCUCGGGGCGGAUCCGGCACGGAGCGGGUUGCAGCUCGGCAGGGCAGCUGCGGCCCGGAAGGUCGCCUCUCCACGCACAGCCGUGGUCCCAGGCUUGCUGGAGCUUGAAGAUGCUGAAAGAGCGCCUGGAGAUGGCAGAAGAUCCUCAGCAGCAGAUGGGUGCUCCAGUGGUGAAACUGGAGAAGGAGCUGCCAUGGGGCCGGGGAGGGGAGGACUCUAGUCCUGAGGCAUUCCGGCUGAGGUUUCGGCAGUUCCGCUACCAAGAGGCUGCUGGUCCCCAGGAAGCCCUCAGGGAGCUCCAAGAGCUCUGUCGGCGGUGGCUGCAGCCAGAGCUGCACAGCAAGGAGCAGAUCCUGGAGCUGCUGGUGCUGGAGCAGUUCCUCACUAUCCUGCCCCGAGAGCUCUACACCUGGAUCCGAGAGCACAGCCCAGACAGCGGCAAGGCUUUGGUGUCCAUGGUGGAGGACCUGAUGGAGAGCACACCGGAGGCCAAGGCGGUUCCAUGCCAUGCCCAGGGAGAACAGCUGGUCACAGCCCUUGGUGGAGGAUCUUGGCAAUCGGGCAUCCACUUGGGGCCAGUAGAAGUCAAGCCUGAGUGGGGGAUGCUGCAGGGGGAAGGAGUUCAAAGCCUGGGCCCAAGCACUGCAGAACAGCUGAGCCAGGGGCCUGGAGAUGGGACACAGGCCUUCCAGGAGCAAGCACUGCCCAUUCUUCAUGCGGGUCCAGGUCUUCCCUCUGUGAGCACCAGAGAUCAAGAAAUUGCUGCAGGGUUCCUUGCAGCAACAUCCCAGGGUCUGGGGCCUUUUAAAGACAUGGCUCUGGCUUUUCCUGAAGAGGAAUGGAGGCACGUGGCCCCAGCUCAGAUUGACUGCUUCGGGGAAUACGUGGAAUCACAAGACUGUGGGGUCCUUCCAGGUGCUGGGAACAAGGAGAAGGAGGCCAAACCCCAGCAGGAAGAUCUGAAAAGAGCAUUUGUUGGGUUGACUUCCGAUGGGUUUGGAGAAACUGCCAUCCAGGUUCCUGGACCAGGGGGUGCCUGUGAGCAGGAGCCUGGGGGAUCUGGAGCCAGUUUACCUGGGCUCCCUGCUCCUCAGCAUGGGGUGCCCCUGCCAGACACCCUUAACACCCACAAUUCUUUCUGGAAACCUUUCCAGUGCCCUGAGUGUGGAAAAGGCUUUAGUCGCAGCUCCAAUCUUGUCAGACACCAGCGAACACAUGAAGAGGAGAAGUCCUUUGGCUGUGUGGAGUGCGGGAAAGGUUUCACCCUGAGGGAGUACCUCACCAAACAUCAGAGGACCCACCUGGGCAAGAGGCCCUAUGUGUGCGGUGAGUGCUGGAAGACCUUCAGCCAGAGGCAUCACCUGGAGGUGCACCAGCGCAGCCACACGGGGGAGAAACCCUAUAAGUGUGCGGACUGCUGGAAGGGCUUCAGCCGGAGGCAGCACCUGCUGGUGCAUCGCAGGACACACACUGGGGAGAAGCCCUACACCUGCGAGUGUGGCAAGAGCUUCAGCAGGAAUGCCAACCUGGCGGUGCACCGGCGUGCACACACUGGGGAGAAGCCCUAUGGCUGCCAGGUAUGCGGCAAGCGCUUCAGCAAGGGGGAGCGGCUGGUGCGGCAUCAGAGGAUCCACACGGGUGAGAAGCCCUAUCACUGCCCCGCCUGCGGCCGCAGCUUCAACCAGAGGUCCAUCCUCAACAGGCACCAGAAGACCCAGCAUCGCCAAGAGCCCCCUGUGCAGUGAACAUAUCGUGGGCCAGCUCUGCCUCGGGGGUGACUUGCAUUGUACCGAGUGUCCUGGGCAGUGCCCAGUGAAGGACAACAGAAUGUGCUCAAGCAGGAGGAGGACAGAGCCUGGUGUAUGGAGAGCUUCCAGAGGGCCCACAGUUUCCUUCACCUGUUAUAGGGAAACAUAAUCCUAAACUUCAGUUUUUUGGGGGGGGAAGUUGUUGGGAACCCACCUCCUAAGCAAGUUCGGAGGUAAGGGCAAAAUUUUACUGCAUAUUGGCAACUUGAAGCUCAUUUUUUUUUUCAUUUUGAGAUAAGGUCUCAUAUUAUUUAAGUUGGUCUCAGACUAGUUGUGUAGCUAAAGAUGAUUUUGAAUUUCUGAUACUCCUGCCUCCAUCUUCCCAGUGCAGGGAUUAUUGGAAUGUGCCACCAUACCUGGUUUAUGCUAUGUUGGAGAUGAAACCCAGGAUUUUGUGCAUGCUAGGUGGGGUACCCUACUGACUGAGGUAUGUGCCCAGCCUUGAAGCUCAAUUUUUAGAGAACUCUGUCUUGCCUGCGAGAUCUUUAGCUCAGGCCUGCCUUCCCUCUAUUUUUCAUUUGAAAAUAUUUAUUAAGCACCUACUGUGCUCCUGGCUCAGAGAAUGCCAUGGUGAUUGGGACCAGUGAGAUCUUGGAGCUUGUGAGCAAAGCCGGAGCAGUAGCUUGUAAGUAUCCCAAAGCACGUGUUGUUGCAAGUGCCACAUCAGAACCUUGGUACACUUCUGUUACGGUCUGUCCCUGUGUGAGGUCUCACAUGCCCUCCACCUCAGAUGGGGACUUCUCUCAUGCAGCCUUGUUUAUUUACCUUUCUUGGCAGCCUUAUUGUUGUGGACUAGAACGUACUACCCUCAUCUGUAAAGUCUCCCCCUCCCACUACUCCUUGCACUGUAACCACAGCUACUAGGAAAUUAAUAUUUUGCUACUGAUCAUUGAAUAAACGUGAACAUAUUUU
This is a messenger RNA of Microtus ochrogaster (prairie vole), 2763 nucleotides long. It is a transcript of the gene Zscan25, whose product is annotated as zinc finger and SCAN domain containing 25. Gene Ontology annotation, molecular function: DNA-binding transcription factor activity, RNA polymerase II-specific; RNA polymerase II cis-regulatory region sequence-specific DNA binding. Lineage: Eukaryota; Metazoa; Chordata; Mammalia; Rodentia; Cricetidae. Gene Ontology annotation, biological process: regulation of transcription by RNA polymerase II. The record is from RefSeq and is a predicted model, not a curated record.